ACUGUGCGAUCACUCUUCAUUUUGUAUCUCAAAGCCUGCUGUGAAGUUCAUAUCACAUUUUUGUGGGGUCUUUUUUCUUUUUGCUUCUCCAGCAGCUGCACUGUAUAUCUAAAACUGUUUAUCAUUUUCACCAUGGAUGAUUUUGUUCGUGACAAACUAAUCCAAUGGGGACUGAGUGACUGGAUAUACAAAUUUAAAGAUCAAGCAAUUGACACUGAAAGCUUCUACUUCCUUGAAGAUCAAGACAUCAAUGAUUUGAUUCCAAAGAUUGGACCAAGAGUCAGAUUCAAGAGGAGACUUAAGCUGUUAAAGGAGCAUGACGAAUCAAGCCAUUUUAAUGAGUCUUCACAGCCAACAAAGAGUACAGGAAAGAGAAAGCUCAUGGAGCUUGACAUUGAGUCUAGUGAUGAGCAACCAGCUGCAAAACAACAUUGUGGGGGAGUCCAGUUUUCAGAGGAAACAAUAUUGUCUGAUGUCAAAAAGAUAAUGGUGCACAUUCAUGGCAAACUGCGUCAACAAUUCAAUACGAAGCUCAAUGAUUUCCUGAAGAAAAAAAUCAUUGGUCUGAAUAUAGACAAGAGAGAAAUGGUUGGUGUCUUUGGUAAAACUGGAGCUGGAAAGAGCUCUUUGAUCAAUGCUGUCAUUGGUAAAAAAAACUUUCUGCCCUCUGGAGAUUUAAGUGCUUGUACCUCGGUCAUGAUUAAAGUGGAAGCCAGUAUAAACAACAAGUAUGAGGCAGAGAUUGAGUUCAUCACCAAAGAGGAAUGGCAAGAUGAGGUGUGGUCAAUGCUGCAAUAUCGUGGGGAUGUGGAUCAAGAAAAGGAUGACGAUGUCGAUCACGGUGAUUGUGAUGAUGACAAUGAUGAUGAUGAUGAUGAUGAAGAUGAUGAUAAUAAGAAAAAACUAUCAGCACUUUAUGGGAAGGACAGAAAACAAACUUCACUGGAACAAUUCAUGGAUCCAAAAAACUUCAAAGAAAUCCCAGAAUUUCUUAAAUCCAGAACAAAAACGUUGACAUUUGACUCGGCUGAGAUGCUAUCUGAGGGAAUCAUGAAGUACACGAGAAAUGAUUCAAACCAAGGAGAAGGCAAAGAAUUCAACCGGUUGUAUUGGCCAUUGGUGAAGUGCGUGACUAUCAAAGUGCCAAACACGGCUAUUCUUCAGCAUGUUACUUUGGUGGACCUUCCUGGAAAUGGAGACCGCAACAAGAGCAGAGAUGAAAUGUGGAAGGGGAUUGUUGGAAAAUGCUCCACCGUGUGGAUUGUGGCUGAACUCAACCGAGCAGUAGCGGAAAAAGAAUCCUGGGAGAUUCUGAAAAGUACUGUUAGCCUCCUUGGAAACGGUGGUGAAUGCCAGAAUAUUCACUUUAUCUGUACCAAGUCUGACCUUUUUGAAGAUUUCCAAGAUCACUCAGCGGAAGAUCGCCUGGCUUUAAUGCUGAAAAGGAACAUGAAGGCAAAGGAAGAAGUCAAAACUGAAUUCAGUAAGCUACUCAAUGUCAAGAAACACUUCAGUGAAGACUCCUUUGAAGUGUUCACCGUGAGCUCUAAAGAAUUUCUGAGAGGAGGACUUGAAGAGAGCACUGAAAUACCCAAACUUCAGAAAUUUUUACAAGAUCUGAAUGACUGUCACUCAGAGACGUUAAACUAUGUUUCUGGAGCUUACGGGAUUCUUUCUUUAAUUCAAGGAAACAGAGGGAAGACUGGCAAAAAUGAAGAAGUCUAUGAAGAACUAGAGAGAAACAAAAGCGCUCAAGUUGAACUUAUUAAAAAAGCAAUGGAUGAGACAUACUCAGUUUUUGAAAAAUGUCUGAGUAAAGGUGUUGAAACAUCAAAAAGUUCCUUUGGAAAUACUUUGAAGACCUCCCUGUACCCUCAUAAAAAGUCUAACAACAGGGGCUUCCACAAGACACUGAAAAGUUUAGUCCAAAACGGGGGCAUCUACAAACCUAAAAAUAAGAAUGAAAUUAACUUAAACAUGAGGCUAACGUCAUUCUUGACUAACAGCAUUGAUGAGGAAUUCAAAAAAGCCUUCCCAAAUAAAGGAAACACUGGCCCAUUCAAUGGGGUGAUCAGCCGGUUUUCACUCAACACUGAAAAGCUAAAGCAGAAGUACGAUGAUGUAGAACUGCAGCUGACCUUUCUGAAGACAGAGGAGGAAAAAGUUCAGACAGAAUUGAACAAAAUGAUCCGAAGCGGCAAGAAAACUGUCUACAGCAGUUUGACAAAAUCAAUUGAGGAAACCAUGAAAGGAUGCUACAAGAAUGCAGCCCGUGCUGAAAAAACUGGUGCAUUGAAGAACAUGAGGGAAACAAUUGAAAACCAUGUGAAAGAGUCGAGGGACACCAUGUUUGAAAAGGCUAAAAAGGCUAUGUUGGCCGAACUCCAGAGCUUAGCGGAGGAGAUCCUGGAAACAGUGGAGAGAACCAUGACUGAAGCUUUAGAGGUCUCAUUCAGGACUGAGGACAACGCAAUUCCAGAUGUUUCAACUGAGCUUGAGAUGGUGCAGAAACUCUAUGAUGAACUGAAGAGCAACUCAACUGAAGAAAUGCCAUAAAAUAGCCGCCCUCAUUCCGAGCUACAGGGAUUCUGUGAUAUGUGGGUCAUGAUCUGCUGCCUGCACGCCUCAUCUUUCCUUAAAGAGGAGUGUUAAAUAUAUAUAUAUAUAU
This is a messenger RNA of Fundulus heteroclitus (mummichog), 2668 nucleotides long. RefSeq names its product nuclear GTPase SLIP-GC. Lineage: Eukaryota; Metazoa; Chordata; Actinopteri; Cyprinodontiformes; Fundulidae. The transcript has 22 exons. The record is from RefSeq and is a predicted model, not a curated record. Gene Ontology annotation, molecular function: GTPase activity. The coding region runs from base 133 to 2556 and encodes 807 amino acids.